Messenger RNA from Culicoides brevitarsis, 4392 nucleotides. It is a transcript of the gene blot, whose product is annotated as sodium-dependent nutrient amino acid transporter 1. The transcript is spliced from 9 exons. The coding region runs from base 1197 to 4055 and encodes 952 amino acids. Gene Ontology annotation, cellular component: plasma membrane; neuron projection. NCBI's taxonomy places the organism in Eukaryota, Metazoa, Arthropoda, Insecta, Diptera, Ceratopogonidae. Gene Ontology annotation, molecular function: gamma-aminobutyric acid:sodium:chloride symporter activity. Gene Ontology annotation, biological process: sodium ion transmembrane transport. The record is from RefSeq and is a predicted model, not a curated record.
GUGUUUUCUUUUUCCGUCGUGUAAAUAUUGGAGUUUCUGUUAAGAACGAAAUUAUCCGUUUUGGAUCGUGUGGGCGAGAAAAGAAUCCUCUUUCAGAAUUUUUUGAACGAGGACUUUAAUUGUGUUGAGCUUUUUAAUAUAUUUAAAAAAAUAUAUUGCUUUUUCAUGCGGUAAAUAUCUCCGUGUAUUCAUUUGCACCUGAUUAAAUAGCUGAAGUCGAACAAAAAGUAUAAAGUUCGAUAACAAUCAAAAUUGUCUCCGCCGAAAUUGCGGCAAAAUUGUGUGAAUUAAAAAAUUAAAUAAUGGAUAAAUAUUUUAAAACUAUUCCAGUGAAAAAUAAAAAUAAUAAGCAAAUAACGUAAGAUAUCAAAAAAAAAAUACAAAAAGUGGGUCUCUCGUGUGCGAUAUUUGCAACAAAUUGUAUUGUCUUUUAAAUAUGUUCCGCAUAUAUCGAAUAAGAUAAAGAAAUAAAAUAUGCAUGAGCUAUAAAUGAAAAUACGAGCAUGAAAUAUUGAAUCCUUUAUCAUUCUCAAAGUGAUAAAAUUCGGUAUCGCAAUAAAAAAUUGGAUUUAAUUUAUGAUACGAAAAAGGAUAACUUCAGUUGAAAUUAUUUCGACAGAAACUGCAACAACAACAUAAUAACAACCUCAACGGCAGCACCACGAGCGAUCAACGAACGACUCUAUCAUUAUUCAAAUGAAUAGACGGAAAAAUUGAAUAAAAAAAAAUACGAGAAAUCAACUGAGAAUGACUCGAUAAAUUAUAAUACAUAUGUAUGUCUCUUUUUGAACCAAAUUACCUCUUUAAAAGACAAAACACACAACGACGACGAGAAAAACAAGAUUGAACGAGGAAGCCUAUAAUUAUCUUUAUGUUACAUAUUCGCAUUUUUCUCGGCGCAGCGAAAGAAAGUGAUUAGUUGAAGUUUGUUUUCUUUUUCUCCAAAGACAUGCGACUUCAUUUUAUGGUGGUGUAAUCAUCAAAUUGAGUAACAACUACUCUCAGUACCACAAUUUAUGAAGUGGAAUUUAAUUAUUCAGUGUCGCAUUUUUUUUUCAUCUUUCUGAGAGCAGUAAAGAAAGAAAAAACUGUCAUAACUUUUGAUAUUAUGUGACAGACGUAUUAAUUGGAGGAAUAUUUAUUGAAGUACAAGUGUAUAAUAAUGAAAAAGUGAACUGUUUUCCUAUCUAAAAAAAAUGAAGUGGAAAAAGAAAGGUCAGGCACCAGGCCCAAAACAAUCGAUAACCAGUACAACAUCAAUGUCCUUUCUCACGGAUGAGAAUUUGACGUUUCAUCGAUUUUCUGACGGAACAAUUUCCUUCGAUUCGAUGCGGAAGAAAUCAUCAAUGGGUAUUCCGCCGCUGGAGGUGACCUCAUACGUAGACAAUGUCGUACCCUCGUCCGAGAAGAAACCACGAUUAAUUUUACGCGAAUACAGUGAUGCCAGCAACUACGCAUCGCUCGUGCGAAAUCAUCCAAAUAACGAUCCAAAGGCACUAACGACCCCCCUCAAUGGCGGACCCGUUUGGACAACACAAACCUCAGAGUCGCUGAACAGUUGUUACACAAAUGCCGCCGCAUUGACACUCACAGACGAAUCUCUCUCGAACGACUUUACCUACAUGUCGGGCAACAAUGCGACGGUAAAUAGUUCAACGGGCAUGCUUGGCAACGGGUCAUCGACCAUGAAGUUGGUCAAUACGACAAGCAUGGAAUAUGGCGGUAACGGUGGCACUGGCGAGCAAGACAAGGAUACUAAACAGACACGAUGUUCAAUAUUCCGCGGUGUCAUUUUGUGUUUGUGCUUGAACUUAACGUACGCCAACAUUGUUCGGCUGCCACGUGAGCUACAUCGUGAUGGCUUCAUAUUCUUGGUUCCUUAUUUGACACUCUUGUUCUUUGUUGGUCUACCAGUUGUCCUACUAGAGAUGUCAUUAGGACAAUUUUUGGGCCAGGGAUCUGCUUUUACGUGGAGAGCUUCGCCAUUUUUCAAAGGUGCUGCAAUCACCGGGCGUUUUGCAGCGUGGUUGGCAACUAUUUUCAUCUCGAUGCAGUCCGUUUUAGCGCUACUUUACAUUGGAUGGUUGUCAUUUAAAGAAAUGCCAUUUAAGGAGUGUGCAUCGGUAAUACAAGGUGACACAGGAUAUCAGCUACAAGGAAUUAGUGGGCAAAAUUGUUUGCACCAAACAUUUUUGACACCCGUAUGGAAAAAUUCAAUGUUUUUCGGAUUUCUAGCGUUAGGAUUGAUAUUUUUAUGGAUUAUCACAAUGUUAAGCACACACAGUUCCAAAGCUAAUCGCCGAAUGAUCUUUUUUCUGGGCUUCUGUACCAUGGUCCUUCUUGUGUUCCAGACAGGAUGGGACGUCACAAGGUCAAUCAAUGAGCAAAAAUUUCCCCAAUUGUGGCCGUUCAACCAUAAGUUAUUGGCUGAAAGUACAAUAUGGUUCAAUGCCCUGGUACAAGUAGUAUUUUCCCUGAAUAUUGGUGUUGGAGCACUUCCUGUUUUGACAGGGAAAUUUCUGUACAAGGGAGACGCAGUGAAAACAAGCUUCGUUUACCUUUGCUUUAAUCUACUAGUCACCGCCAUAUCCAUCGUCUUUUACAUGAUGCAGUUUACAAAUUCCAAGCAAGAGAUGCCUCAAUUAAUUUAUCCUGAACUCAGCACUAUCACAACGAUUUAUGACAGAGCUCUAGAUGAAAAAGAUGCACUUCUAUCCAGAUUGAUUCCGGGCUUGGCUUAUCUCAUGAUCUUCUUGUCAUCCCUUACAACUUUAGUUAUUCUCAUUUAUACUUCGUCGCGCAUGGUUCGUCGACAUCCCAACUAUACGAUGUGCUUGGCUGCAUUAGUUCUCGCCAUCAUUGGUCUUUUGUGUCCCGAACAUGUGUUUCCAUCAAUUUUGGAUGCCAGAAUUGUCGGUUCUAUCAUUGUCGGUGCCAUGGCAUUCGAUAUUAUGUCAAUUACAUGGGUUUACGGCUUCAAGAAUUUGUACACGGACUUGGAGUUUUCCAUUGGACGUCCAAUUUUGAAAAUUUGGUUGCUAUUUUGGCUGAUAGCUCCAGUAAUCCUUAUGGGAUUGCUGAUUUGGUGGGCGAUAACUUAUGUCAGCAGAGAGCCAGUCGUGGACUUCAUCCCACGAUGGUUACCAAUUGUUAUCGCGUUGGCCUUCAUUGUAAUCCUAGCAUGCAUUGAAGUUUCGAAACAAGUCGAUUACAAUGUUUUUAACAUGAUUGUUGAAGCGACUCGUCCGUCUAAGGACUGGGGUCCGGGAGAUCCGCUAGUCCGUCAUUCUUGGAAACAGUGGAAGAGUGUGUGCGAGGACACGGGAGAGCGAGACUUUACCUUAAGACGACGCGGAACCAAGGACUACACAAAUUCCAUCAAAAAAGGCCAAUAUACACACGCAGGAAAAUAUGGCACUGCAAACCGACCAAAUGGCAUAGGAAAAAAUUCUAAAGCUAGCACACCAGGGACGACUGGUGGAAGUAAUUCACCAAAUUGCAGUGGAUCUGUAUUUGGUGAUUCGGCUAUUGAGGAAGACAUGAGUGAUAGAUAUCCAAAUGGAAAUUACAAAAUGGGUAAUGGCACGGAUCACUAUGGGUCUACACCGCGUACCUCAAACAACACAUCUCGCAAGUCGAGCGCCAACAAUGGCCAACGAAAACAAUUCCUCGAGCCAAAAGAUACACGUCUCCCGUACUCUAAUCGUCGUCUCUCUGUGGAAAAGGUAGAACCAUCCUACACUUCCCGCAUAGAAAUUACUCCGCCCGAUCCGCCGAUACGUGCAAGAAAUCCCCUUGCGCGUUCCGAGAGUUUCCAACCGACAAUUCUUCCGCCUCCUGUUCCUCCACCACCCGCUGAAUUUAUCUCAAGUUAUGGGCCAAAUUUCCAAAGAAACAUUUACAUUAGUAGCAGUGGCUCGACUUCCACCGCACAACAACCAAGCACUUCAGCUACUUCAAUUGACAACAGUACUGGAACUAUAGAAAGACUGAAUUGGCGACGCCAAGGACCCACAAAGUUACGACAUGACGAUGAAUUUUCAACGGAAUUGUAAAUUAUUAACUAGAAAGUCAUUAAGCUAAUAUUAUUAUUAUUACAGCAUCACACAAAUAAUUACCCUUUUAGAAUUAUGUUUUUUUUAGUUAAAUAUAAUAAAUAAAUUGAAUUGUGAAUUAGGAAGCUCAAAUUGUAAACGAAUAAAAAAACACAUGAAAUCAAAGAAAAAGUAGAUGUAACAAAAAGUAAAUAAAUUGAAUAUUGAAAUGAAAAAGUGAAACUGCUCUAGGCGAUAAGGAUGAUGAUUAUAAUUGUUAUUAGUUAAUAUAUAAAAGUUAUUGAAAGCAACGCAUGUGUAAAGUUAAAAAGAAAUAAAUUAAUGAAGUCGAAAAAAA